GUAUUUGAUUUCUAGUUGUGGAAGUAAAAGCAACCAUAAUUUAAACCUCUUAUGCCUUCAACUAGCUUUUUCCGGGGCCUCACGACAACAAACUCUGCUGCUUCUACCAGAAUGACGAGUUCUCUGGGGACCCACCCUCGUAUCUGCUCAUUAGGAGGAGGUCCUGAGCAUAUUGUGAAGGAAAGAAGUUGCAAAAUUUCAUGUUUUCGUUAUACAGAUGUAGAAUCUUCUUGGAAAGAAUUGUUUCCUUCAAAAAUUCAGAAGUUUAAUAGCUGCCGCCACCUAAAUACUCGAAAAUGUUGGUCAAUUUUUUCUGCUGCAACCGGUGAUGCAAAUGAUCCGGAUGACUCAGAAGAUAGUAAGAAUCCUCCAGAAAAUGAAAAUGAAUCUGUAAAUAGUGAAAUUUUAAGGGGCAAUCUUGAAAGAAUUGUCGGGCGGGAUGACUCUGCAUUUAGUGGAAUAGAUCUUGCAGCUCUGAUAAGGAAUAAAUAUGGAAGGUCCUAUGAUGUUCAAUUGAUUAAGAAGGAAUUCAUGGGGAAAAAUCUUCUCGCGUUAAAUGUUAUGUGGAAAUACAGGGAGCAGCGAUCUUUUCCGUUAACUGAAGAAGAGUACCUACUGAGGCUAGAUGAUGUGGCAAACACAUUGAAAUGUUGGGGAGCUGUUUCGCAUAUUCGUAAUAGCCUUGAGAAGUUGAAAGAGCGGCCUCGGAUAGGAAAGGCAGUGAGCAUUUUCAUCGAUAUGGAUGAAUCCGGAGGCCGUGCAAAUGAAUGGAUUUACAAGUAGACCAGAACAUUGUAGCUCCUCAAUGUUGAUAGUUAGCAAUACAUAGGUAGAUAUA
Molecule: messenger RNA, 838 nt
Organism: Solanum verrucosum
Lineage: Eukaryota; Viridiplantae; Streptophyta; Magnoliopsida; Solanales; Solanaceae
Exons: 6
Coding region: 52-783 (243 amino acids)
Source: RefSeq, a predicted model, not a curated record